AUACGUCGGCCGCUGUCCAUUGCCGCUAAAUUAAUUCCACGAUGGACCUGAAACUCUCUUUUAUGCCUAUACGGAGGAAACUAUUAAUAUAUGUCAUCCACAUAAGCAUUUCAUUGUUUUUAAUAUUACAGUACCAUUUUAAUUGAGGAUCAUAAUUUUUUCUUUUAGAUGACGUAAUUAUUGUGGCCUACGAUUCAGAACUUCCAUUAACCAAUAAGUCUUCACCUUACAUUUUUUUUAUCGAAACAUCCGGUAGGAAUUUUCUGAAUGAUCGCCAAGCUUGCGCGGUGGAGUCAACAGCAAGACAUAAUUCUUGGUCAAAAAUACAAGUGAUCAUGUUUACAAUAGAUUCAAUACAAGAUCAUUACGGAUUAAAUAAAUCUUUUCCUAAUAUCGCCUUUCUUCAAACAAACGUUGAGGACGUGUUUACGGACACUCCAUUAGAAGAAUGGUACGAAGAAGGAUUGUGGAAGAACAGUAGUAAUUCGUUAUUACACUUAAGCGACUCUUCGCGACUGGCUCUCAUAUGGAAAUUUGGUGGAAUUUAUCUAGACUUAGACAUUGUUAUGCUAAAAUCAAUGUUGGGGUUAAGAAAUUUCCUCAUAAAACAAAGCGAAGAAGAUUUAUGUAAUGGAAUCUUUGGUUUCGAUAAUAACCAUCCAUUUAUAGUUAAUUGUAUGUAUAAUUUGGGUAAGCAAUGUAAGAAAAGCAACAAUUCUUUCGGUUGUGGAGGUCCACCGAUGUUCACUGCAAUUUUCAAGACCAUGUGUGGAGACAGCAAGAAGAUAAAAGAAGAAGAAAGUUGCAAUAUUAAGAUAUUGCCUGUAAAUUCUGCUUUUCCGGUUCCUUACAAAGAGUGGAGAGAUUAUUUCAACAAAUCGUCUAAGGUUAAAGUUAAUCUGAAGAUGAAAUACAGUUACCUCAUUCAUACGUGGAAUUUUUUGAGUUCCAAAGAAAAAUUAAGAAUAGGAUCAGGAAGUGCUUAUGAACAAGCGAUACGAUCUAAUUGUCCUCUUGUAUACGAAAAAGUAUUAAAAGAUAAUGGUGUUCUUUAACAUUAUUUUUUAAUUAAUGUUUUUGUCGCAUAAUUUAUAUAAAAACGUGUGUGAUUGUUGUAACGUUUUUUAAAUAAGGCUUUUAUUCGUUUAAGAA
Molecule: messenger RNA, 1152 nt
Organism: Centruroides sculpturatus (bark scorpion)
Lineage: Eukaryota; Metazoa; Arthropoda; Arachnida; Scorpiones; Buthidae
Product: lactosylceramide 4-alpha-galactosyltransferase-like
Exons: 1
Coding region: 336-1055 (239 amino acids)
Biological process (GO): glycosphingolipid biosynthetic process
Molecular function (GO): hexosyltransferase activity
Source: RefSeq, a predicted model, not a curated record